UGCAAACCUGUACCAGUCGGACAAAAUCCUCCGUGUACUUAAGAUGCCCUAUGAGAAGAUAGAUGCCUAUGAGAAAGGAUGUGCCUUAUUUAGGCUUGAGUAUGCGGACUUGAAGUAUUGUCCCGUUUGCCAGUCUUCCAGGUAUGCUGUGGUAGACAACGGUAUGGGUGAGAAGAGUCAGACAAAAAUUCCAGUUAAUGUUCUUCGGUAUAUGCCAAUCAUACCAAGACUACUUCGCCUCGAUUGGUAUUAGGAUGUCCAAGUCGAAGUGCCGCACAAAGUAUCUGAGUAAGGAGAAGUACAUGAAGGUGCCCCCGAGAUGGUGUGCGGAUAGGCUGGAUUGUUGGGAGGCGUUGGUGGAUGAGUGGUGCUCUCCCCAAUGGCUAUCCACCCACAACAAUGCAAAGGAUCGGCGUGGCAAAAUGAGCGGUGUGCCACACCAUCAAGACAGCGUCAACCUAUAUCAGUACGGGGAUAACUGGGCGCGGCACAACAAGGCGGAUGUUCCAGAGUUGUUCGACCUCUAUGCCAUGGCCCAUAGUGCCCCGUAUAAGAAGGCCAAGGCAUUCUCUGAGUCUGAUCUCGAUGAUCCAAAGAACUUCACCAACCACGCCUACCACAACAAGCUCGUGAGGUACAGAGACGAGGGGAAGUCCAUGUGCGAGAAGAAUGGUCAGACCCCUCCGCUGAUGCCAGUCAUUGCUCCGGCAGACACGCAUAACUCCCGACAAGCAUCGACGUCUGCCAUUGGCGCGAGCAAGAACCCCGAUCCUCCUCCGUCUGCCACUACCGCGAGCAAGAACCCCGAUCCUUCACCUUACGGGUUGAUGAUUUGCUUCAGAUCACGGAAGCUUGGGUUGAUGGAGUGCUUGUCUUUAGUUUUUGUUUUGACUUUGUGA
Molecule: messenger RNA, 899 nt
Organism: Aegilops tauschii subsp. strangulata
Lineage: Eukaryota; Viridiplantae; Streptophyta; Magnoliopsida; Poales; Poaceae
Source: RefSeq, a predicted model, not a curated record